Molecule: messenger RNA, 1406 nt
Organism: Megalobrama amblycephala (Wuchang bream)
Lineage: Eukaryota; Metazoa; Chordata; Actinopteri; Cypriniformes; Xenocyprididae
Gene: lg22h11orf65
Product: linkage group 22 C11orf65 homolog
Exons: 10
Coding region: 336-1325 (329 amino acids)
Source: RefSeq, a predicted model, not a curated record
UUUCACGUUGCUCUGGUAACGGCUCAUGUAGGCGUUCAAUCACACUUCCAGCUAGCUGUAUUUUGUCAUUUUGUUUUAACUCCCUCAAUGUUUAACUUGCUCUUUGGUUGUAGUUUUAGCUCCCUAUACGGUUUUUACUACUUACUUGUCUGCUCCAUUGUGAAAAUUAAAUUCAAAUCGUUUUAUUUACACUACUACAGGCCUAAUUACAUACAUUGCUUAGGCCUUCUAUCCUUUAAACCUUUUCCUUCGAGUAGCCUAUAUUUGAACAUAUAAUCUGUUCUUAAAGAUGAAGAGGACUCCAAAGAUCAACAAACGCUAGCACAAGCAAGAAAAUGACUGAACAUACAAACUCUUUUGACAGGCAUCACCCGACAUCUCCAGCUGAGGAAACUACAUCAGAGACUAAUGUCAUUCUUGUCCCACAGCUGGAAACUGUUUUCAGCCGAGCAGCCAGGAUCAUCCAGCGAGCAUGGAGGACACAUAUUGAUACUGCUGUUUUCAAGUACCUCAAGAAACUAGUGAGCUUCCAUAAUCAAGGGGAUCCACGUCUCCUUCUUAGAUUUAUUAACCCUGCAGAGGCUAAUAUUCUGGAUGCUGCUUCAGGGGCUCUUAUCCGAUUCAGACUGGGUGGGCCAACCUAUCCUCCAAACAUCUACUUUAAAAUAUACACUCGUGCACCCAUAGUGGACAUGUGUGCCUGCAGUCCUAAAGAUUACACACAGCAAAAGAUACCAGCACCAAGCCAGAUCCAUAAUGGCCGACAGACGAUCUGUGCUGAGGAUGAUCACUCUGGGUGGUACCAGCGGGUGGAGAACAAUGGCUGGAGGAUUUUGUCUUGCAAGAUUUCCAUGUUUGAAGACCCAAUAACUCAAGAUACCAAUAAGAAGAAGAUAGAAUUCCAUCACAGCAAAAUCCAUCGGCGACAAGAUGUUGCAAGAAAGAGGAAGAUUCGAAAAAUUGAAUGGAUGAGGAAAAUGUAUGCUGAGGGUCUCCUGAAUGAUCAUACAAAACACUGCGAAACAACUCUGCUGGUGCACAAAUCCACACAAAGAACGAUGGAUUCACUCCAACAAACUGAACCAGAUUCAGUUUCAGAGCAGGAAGUGGAUGAACUGCUCGCAUGGACCAAUGCUCUUAAUUUUGAUGAGUAUAUCGAUGAUUGGAUGACUUUGGGCACCAGCAAAUGCUGCAUAGUUAAAGAUGAGCUGUCAGAGAGUGACCAGAGAGACUUGGCUUGUGUCUCUGUGCAUGAUAUUUGUAAGAUUCCUCUGAUCAGUCAGGAUGACAGUCCAGUGGUGAGCCAACAUCUGGAUCACAUCUGAGAAUGGAAUGUAUCAUGCAACUCUAGUAAUAUUCUCAUUUGCUUGAUUAGGUUGAAUAAAUAAAACACGUAUGAACACUUA